AUGUGGCCGAAUCCCAGAUUCGUUCCCGAGGAAAUCUCCGAGCCUCCGAGGCCGACAGACGAUGUAGCAGAUACGGGAGAAGUUGCUGGAGGCGGAAUAAGGACCGAACAACUGAAUAAACCCCCUGUACCCGUGCCGCCGUCAAGACCAAGCCUACAUCGAAAUGCAAUGCCUUCAGGUCUCGCAGCAGCAGGAGCACCAGGCCAGGCCAAGAUAAAACAGCAGCCUCAGCAGCAGCAGAGCCCGGCACCUACCGACUCUCUCUCACUGCUUCAGCUCCGCCGCAUUGUCGCCGAAGUGAAUCGCGCCGAACCUGUUGCCUACGACUUUGUCUACUCAGACAUGGGACCGCAUGCCGAGGAGAUCGACGAAUGGUUCGUGUACCAAUUCUGGCAGUGGGUUCGUCUGAAUGCUGCUCAGAAGGCAUUCGAGUGGCACUGGAACAAUGAUUCUGACGGGCAGCAUUCGUGGGACGAUGCGGAUCACGACACGCGGGCCAAGUUUAUACAGGCCGCCAUUGCGGGAGUGCAGUCGAAUGAUGCGGCGUUGCGAUCUGCAUCAAUAGGCAAGAUUGUAUAUCUCGUUUUGGGCCGGUGGGGAGACACGGCUAUGUCCAAUGCACCGGUUGGAGGUAGCCGGUCGAUUGCAAGUAUACCCCAGCUGCAGGCCAUCAAGGCCGGUGUGGAGUGUUUAGCAUCCUUGGAAGGACUGCCGGUGAUUUGGGAGGCGCUGAGAAACUGUUUCGAGCUGCAUUGGUCUGGAGACAUCCAUCAACAGGCAAGCCCGCAGGAGGCACAGGACGAGUUGAUGAAUCUGAUGACAAUUAUCUAUAUUGCUAUUCAGGAGACGCUGAAUGAUCCAGACGAUAUGUCUUCAUCAUACAAGGCAUUGUUGGAAUUGAAUCCGUCUUUGGUGGACUUUAUGUUGACGGCUACUUCUAAACUGCGAUGGGAUGAGCAAAAUUUCAUGCCGCUUACACAGAUCUUCCUCUUGUUCUGGAAAUCCAUAUUACUCGUAUUUGGCGGCACACAAGAUCUAGCAAAGGUAAAGGCGGCCCUGAGCGAGACAAAAGAAGGCAUGAGUAAGGAAACUAUCACAGCAUCGCCUCUGGACUACCAUGUGUUCCGACAAGAGAUUACAUCCAAGUAUCCAGCGUAUGUCCCUCCACAGCCUCUGAUACCCCUAGAAGACGAAACCACAUCGAUCCUACCGCCCAUUCCGAACCAUCCGGCACGAAACAAUGGCUCAAAUGGAAUUAUUGCAACCCCCGCACAGCUGCAAACCGGUGGUGCCUCCAUCUUAAACCAACCAGUUCACAUCGCCACCCCUGCGCCAUCCCCUCCGCCUUCACCCGGAGUCGGUGGAAAAGCAGGCAAGAAGCAGAAUUACCAAACAAAUCAAAACUUCCCCUUCAUGUACCCACCCCUAGAUGCCACUAGUAACAGCGCUGGCGGGAAGGGCAUGGCUGGCAUUGACGACUCAAUCGUGAGUCGGAGAUGGGAAGGAAGCGAUAUCCCUGCUUCGAUUCUUGAGGCUGGCGAACUCUUCUCCGCCAGGGUGCGGAUGACGCGCGCAACACGGCAAAUGUGGGAAGAGCGAGAACGCUUUCUCAAAUUUGAGCGCGGAUGGACGGAGAAUGAUGAUGAUGAGGAUGAGAUUGAGGAUCUCGACCUCAAUGAGUUGACGUUGGAGGAGAGGGAGGUGCUCAAGGAGAUCAAGGCUGAGGACAAGACAGCAAAGCUUGCACACGCUCCGGAGCCCGAGGUGGAUUACGGACCACACCCGGAGAACCUGUCAGAAAGAGAUAAGCAACGAUUGAUCGCGGUGGAGAGAUUCUACAAAGAGUCGUUGCCUCAUUUGCAGUCACUCGUUAUUGUCCUGUUACGGCCAAUCCUGGUCAACGUCACCGCCAUUGUAGCGCAGCAAGCUGGCCAGAUGCCCAAUGGUAUGGCGGGUAGAGGAAAUAACCCAGGAAUGAAUGGCGGCUCUGGUGGACCAAGGCCUCCAGAGAUUCCGGGACAGAUCGCCGCACAGGAAGAGCCCGAGCACUCACUCGAGGAAGUCGAUGCCGCCAGGACGAGAGAAAUCACAUCCAAGGCCAUGACUGGGAUUCUUGUGUUACUUCUCAAGUGGCUGAGGAUAUCUCACGUUCUCAAGUUUGAGUAUUUCACGCAACUACUUUUGGACUCAAAUUACAUCCCACUGGUGUUGAAACUUUUUGCCCAUCAGGAUGUUCAGCAGGUAGUGGACAGCAAAAUGGACCGAGUAGAGAACAGCUUCUUCCAGUUCUGUAAUCUGCGCUCCAAGCUCAAGGACAAGGCCGACAGUGACUUGGAAAAUGAGGACGAGGAAGAGAGAGAAGAUGCCGAGGGCGAGGACAAAACAGGGCAGCAGAAGCAACCCGACUCUGAAAAUGACAGUGAAGACGAAGCCGUGCCCCCACCCAUCAAACGCAGACGAUCCCCGGCUAGGGAUGUUGAUGCUGAAGAGGAAGAAGACGAAGGUGAAGCCAGCGACGAUCAAGCCUCAACGCGACCUGAGGUCGACGAACUUGGGUACCCCGUCAACCCUCUCCCGGAAGAACCCAUCACGGAUUUUUCUCGCCGUAACUUCUUCUCCCUCAUCAACUACCUCCGCGUCCUCCAAAAGAUUUGCAAAAACAAAUCCCACCGCAACCUCCUCCUCGUACAAUACAAAUCCUCCACCAUCUUACGCAAGUCCCUGCGCGUCCCGCAGCCCGAGCUGCGGCUAUACACGCUCAAACUCUUCAAGAACCAGGUCCCCUACUGCGGACGCAAAUGGCGCCAGUCAAACAUGCGUGUCAUAACGGCCGUGUAUCUGCACUGUCGCCCCGAGUUGAGGGACGAGUGGCUCGCCGGGAGCGACGUGGACGCCGAGGUGGACUCGGCGCUGCCGCUGGAGCAGGCCCUGAGGAGUCUGACGCAUUGGUUCAAUGUGCGGCGGUAUCCUGAUAAGAUUGCUGCGGAUAUACGGACGGCAAUGCGAGAGGAGCAGGACUUUUUCAGCAGGGAGUUGGAGAAGAUUGAUGUUGGGUGGGGGGAUGAGGCAGAACCCGGCGGCGAGUUGGAUCAUGUGGAGGGAUGGGCUUGA
Molecule: messenger RNA, 3111 nt
Organism: Metarhizium acridum CQMa 102
Lineage: Eukaryota; Fungi; Ascomycota; Sordariomycetes; Hypocreales; Clavicipitaceae
Gene: FAR11
Product: Factor arrest protein 11
Biological process (GO): cytoskeleton organization
Cellular component (GO): cytosol
Source: RefSeq, a predicted model, not a curated record